AUGGAAAGUAUUGACCUUGAACCCGACCACUCCAAGACGUUGCCGCCGCCCGUCACGAGCCAUGAGAAGAGUUGGUCUCAGUCUGCCAAGGACAGUGCUAAAGAUGUCUUCAAGCGCUUCACCACCAAGGACGGCCUUAUCGGCUCAGUCGACUACAAAUAUUUAUUCACGCCUACUAUGCCGUUCACCAAGAAGAAAGGAAACCCCCCUCCCUUCUUUGGUGUAUAUGACAAGAUGCCUCUUUUGCUCGCUUGUCUUCUGGGACUGCAGCACGCCCUCUCCAUGAUGGGUGGUCUGGUCGCUGCUUCUCUGCUUUUCGCUCAAAUGGCGUCGUUGUCUAACGGCUACACUGAGUAUAUGGUUUCGGCCAGUUUGAUUUCAGCCGGAAUUCUGUCGUUUGUUCAGAUCAAGCGUUUCAGAAUCCCUUAUACUCACUACUACAUUGGAACUGGUACAGUCUCUGUACUAGGUACUAGUUUCUCUACUGUCCCUGUCUUUGGCACUGCUCUUCCUAUCAUGUACAAGAACGGAUUCUGCCCUGUGGCCGAAGACGGCACACACCUCCCUUGCCCUGACGCCUAUGGUGCCUUCCUGGGAACGGCAGCGCUUUGUGCUUUGCUUGAAAUCCUGCUGUCGUUCACACCUCAGAAAAUCCUGCUCAAAGUUUUCCCGCCUAUCGUCAAUGGUCCUGUGGUUCUGUUGAUCGGUACCUCUCUCCUUCAGUCAGGUAUGCAGGAUUGGGCAGGUGGAGGCGGAUGCAUGAGUAAGGGUGCCAUGUGUCCAAGUGCUGACGCACCUCAUCCUCAUCCUUGGGGGUCUGGUCAAUUUAUUGGUUUGGGUUUUAGCGUAUUUGUGACUAUUCUCAUUUGCGACAAAUGGGGACCUCCUUUCAUGAAGUCUUGCUCUAUUGUUGUGGGCCUGUUGGUAGGGUGCAUUAUCGCUGCUGCAUGCGGCUAUUUCAGUCACCAGCAGAUCGAUGCAGCCCCUGCCGGCCAGUUCCUAUGGGUAAAGACAUUCAAGUUGCAAUUAUAUGGCCCUAUUGUGUUACCUAUGCUCGCCGUGUACAUUGUUUGUACCAUGGAGUCUAUUGGUGACAUCACUGCUACCUGCGAUGUUUCCCGCGUGGCCAUCGAGGGUACUGAGUUUGAGUCUCGUAUCCAGGGCGGUUUGCUGGCCAGUGGUUUGGCCUCGGUUGCUGGUGCUCUCAUGACCCUGCAGCCCCAGUCCUCCUUUGCUCAGAACAACGGUGUUAUCGCCAUGACCCAGUGUGCAGCCCGCUACUCUGGCUAUUUUGCCUGCUUCUGGCUGGUGCUGAUGGGAGUCGUCGGUAAGUUCAGUGCCUCUAUUGUUGCUAUUCCUAGCUCCGUCAUUGGUGGCAUGACUACUUUCCUAUUCACAUCCGUCGCCGUCUCCGGCUUGCGUCUUAUUUCCGUUGCCAAGUUCACUCGUCGUGAUCGUGUUGUCCUCACCAUCUCGUUGAUGUGGGGAUUUGCUUCUUUGCUGGUUCCCAACUGGUUCGAGGGCAUCUUCACCUACAAGGGUGACAACAAUGGCUUGCAAGGAUUUAUUGAUGCUUUGAUUAUUGUUGUCCAAACACCUUACGCUAUUGGCGGUAUCGCCGGCGUUAUUGCCAACCUUAUGUUCCCUCCCUGCGACGACAUGGACAUCCAUGCCGGCAAAACAGUUCAUGAAAUUGAGAACGAGGAGGCUGAGUGCAGCACCAACUAUGAAGUUGAGGAGCUCACUGGGGUCACUGCUGUGGAAAGCGCCGGCCCCCACAAACAAGACCUCUAA
Messenger RNA from Wickerhamiella sorbophila, 1794 nucleotides. RefSeq names its product Uric acid-xanthine permease. The coding region runs from base 1 to 1794 and encodes 597 amino acids. Gene Ontology annotation, molecular function: xanthine transmembrane transporter activity. Gene Ontology annotation, biological process: transmembrane transport; xanthine transport. Gene Ontology annotation, cellular component: fungal-type vacuole; membrane. The record is from RefSeq and is a predicted model, not a curated record. NCBI's taxonomy places the organism in Eukaryota, Fungi, Ascomycota, Dipodascomycetes, Dipodascales, Trichomonascaceae. The transcript has a single exon.